AAAUCCCCAAACGGACCGUCGCUCACGUUGAGGGUCAAUUGUUUUGAGGAUGUGCUCGUAGUGUCCUUAAAAUGUCAAGUUUCUCCAGAUCUGCCCAGCAAUGGGCGACUUUCGCUCGUUCCUGGUUCGUAAUAGAUGCCAGGAUGCAGCCGCCUGGCAAGAUCGCAACCAUGUGCUCUGUUCGAUUACAGGGGAAGCACAAGCCUAUCUAUCACGCACUGAGUGACUGCGGGGACCACGUGGUAGUAAUCAACACCAGACACAUAGCUUUCUCUGGGAACAAAUGGGAGCAGAAAGUCUACUCAUCACACUCGGGGUAUCCGGGUGGAUUGAAACAAGUCACAGCAGCUCAGCUCCACCAUAAGGACCCAAAAGCUAUUGUGAAACUGGCGGUUUACGGCAUGCUGCCUCGGAAUCUGCACAGACGCACCAUGAUGCAGCGAUUGCACUUAUUUCCCGAAGACGAGCUGCCAGAUGACAUCCGAGCCAACCUGACAGAGGAGCUGCCUCAGCCCAGAGAAAUCCCCAAGAAACUCAGCGAGUACACCCAGGAGGAGAUCGACGCCUUCCCCAGGCUGUGGACGCCACCUGAAGACUACAAGUUCAAAUGAAGCCUGGGCUGCCCAACGUGACCAAAGCAGAAAGGUUUCUGUCUAUUAAGGCAACACUGAAAGCAACAGUAUUCUCUGUAAUAGUUGUAAUUAGGGGUUGACUGAUUAUUAGUGCUCAAGAAAACUGAUAAGAGACAUUUAGAGCAGAUGGACAGUUGCAGGAAAAAUGUACAUCUUGCUGCUAAAACACAAAACUUCCUUCAUCUUUCACAUCUGUUUAAAUAAAACUAUUUUAUUUAACAGUCUUAAAAGGACAAAGUGGUGACUACAGACAGAAAAAAAAGGCUGCGUUAAAGCCAAAAUACCACCUUUUAAAAUUAAUAAAUUUGAUCGGGACUCAUUUAAACUGGAAAACCGCCAGUCGGUCAACCCCUAAUUGUAAUUAUGAGAUUGUCAGCAGGAUUUAAAUACACAGAAGCUGAUUUUCUCUGCUCAGAUGAAACAAUAAAAACCACAAUUAGACUUUUGUGUAAAUUCAACUGACAGUUUGCUUUUCUCCUCCAAAACUUCCAUCGAGACUUAAUUGGAUGUUUUUACCAAAGCUCAGAGUCAUAACGCAGGUGACAGAACCAUCAACACAAACUCCAUCCUCCGUUCUGUCACUUGUGUUCGUCUCAACUGGACCACAGCAAACUUAAAUGAUCCAAGAGCAGCGUGAGGUUUCACCACGUGGCUCCUGCUCUGAUCGGAGAAAAAUCAGAUUCUGCUGCUUUCUUCUCAGAUUAUACGACCAUGAAAUGAUCAGAUUUGGCUCAUAAAAAUGACAUCUGCUCGAGCUGAUCCUCCCUUUGAAGGUUCGUGGGUUCACAGUGAAAACAAUUAAUGUGUUACCAUGACAACAUUUGGCGCCAUCGAUGCGCUCUGCUUGGAAAACGUUCACUUUGGUCGGGACUUUUCUUCUUGUCGUUUGUGUUUCCAUGUCGAAGAAUAAAUCGGUUGAGUGUAUUGCAAAAUAGGCUAAUAAACAAUUUAACGAA
Messenger RNA from Stegastes partitus (bicolor damselfish), 1588 nucleotides. It is a transcript of the gene mrpl13, whose product is annotated as mitochondrial ribosomal protein L13. The record is from RefSeq and is a predicted model, not a curated record. Bases 72 to 611 code for a protein of 179 amino acids. The transcript is spliced from 7 exons. Gene Ontology annotation, molecular function: mRNA binding; structural constituent of ribosome. Gene Ontology annotation, biological process: negative regulation of translation; translation. Gene Ontology annotation, cellular component: mitochondrial large ribosomal subunit; ribosome. Lineage: Eukaryota; Metazoa; Chordata; Actinopteri; Pomacentridae.